Molecule: messenger RNA, 588 nt
Organism: Sciurus carolinensis (gray squirrel)
Lineage: Eukaryota; Metazoa; Chordata; Mammalia; Rodentia; Sciuridae
Gene: Spink14
Product: serine peptidase inhibitor Kazal type 14 (putative)
Molecular function (GO): protein binding
Source: RefSeq, a predicted model, not a curated record
AUGGGUCUAAAUCAGAACUACAAACACAGUCUUUUUCUUUUUAUUGUAGUUUAUUUUAAGAAGUUGUGGAAUAAACUUUACACUAUUUUCAUGCAUUCUCUAGUUUCAGGCCCUCGACACUGGUGGCCACCACAUGGAAUUAUUAAGGUAAAAUGUCCUUAUAAGAAAGUGGACUUGAUGUUCAAUGAAAGACCAGAUCCCUGCCCUGACUUAAAACAACCCAUCUGUGGCACCAAUUUUGUAACCUAUGACAAUCCCUGCAUCUUAUGUCUUGAGAGCUUGAAAUCUCGUGGAAGAAUAAUUUACCACGAUGGAAGGUGCUGAGUGGAUAUGAUAUGGAAGAAAAUAACCUCUUCUGUCCUUCACAACCAUCCUCUUCAAUCUCAUCCCUGCUUCAUCUCUCCUCAGAUGGGUUCUUGAUGGACAGAGAGCUUUCAGCAGAUAUCUUGAGGUUCAAUUGAUGGGUCUCCUCUCUCACUGAUUUACUGUCUUCCAUAUUUUUCCUAAUAACUUUUCUGACUGAGAUGUUGCUCCUAGGUAGAGUGCUUGGCCCAGCAUGCUGGAGGCCAUGGAUUACAACUCCAACAC